CCGAUGGAAGACGCGGAACCACUGGCAACGUAGCUAUCUAAAAUGUUUUCGUGGGAAGCGUGAGCAGUCGUAGCCUACUAUUUUUCUUAAAAAAUUAAGAAAAGAAAAGCUUAGUAAUAAUACUUUAUUUUUUAUUUUGCCAACAUAAGGACUGCUGGCUGUGUACAGUAUAGAUAUCAAAAUAAAAUCUGUCCUACAUGACGGAACAUGUAGUGCAGAUGGGCCAAGUAACAGUUAGCAUACUGUUGAAGUGGGCAUUUGUUUGCGUAUUAUUUAUUGGAGUCAUCUAAGCUACAUGGCAUUAACGUCACAAUGGUGUAUAUUCAUACUUAAGUGAAACAUUACAGAGCUACUUCACAUUUCUUCUGAACAGGCAGGUGAAUAGUAACUUGAAGACUAUUGUAAGCUUUCUCAGAAGAUUUCCUCAGGCUCUUUAGACAAUAUUGUGCUUUUUUGGCAGGUGAAUAGUAACUUGAAGACUUGUAUUACAAGCUUUCUCAGAAGACUUUCUCAGGCUCUUCAGACAAUUUUGUGCUUUUUGCCAAUCAUUGUGUGCCGAAACCAAACUCUUCCAGUCGGGUCAGGACUGGUUAGAGAAAUGGACAACGCAGAAAUGGAAGUUGACCAUGAUGGAACAACUAUCCAAGAGGUGGAAACGGAUUGGAAAAAUCAGGAUGGUCUUUCACUACAUUCCCUUGAUGAGGCAGAUUAUCUGGUCAGUAAUUUAUGCAUAGCGACAGGUGAAAGGGAUGACACAGAAUUGGUAAGAUCCUUUUUUUUACAUAAACCUAAAUGGUUAAUCAUCAAACAUGGUCAAAUACCUCUGAGUGACUGUGUCUCUAAUGUAGGAAAUGGAACGUGGUGGGAACACUAUCCGUCAGUCCGUAGAUUACGAUGACCUCUCUCUACGUUCAGUCAGCGAGACAGAUUUUCUGUCUGAUGAGGACUGUGACCGCCAGCAGAAUCCACUUCCGGAUAAACGCCUGAAUCAUGUUAUGGAUUACGAAGUCCAGGGCCUUCUUCCUUCUUCUGUGAGAGCCGUGACCGAGCCUUGCGUCUCUAAUGACGUGCACCCCCCCAUGCUACAAGAUCAGAAGAGGCGUGACAGGCAGUCCCGUGACAUGAAAGUCAUGAAAAGUUUCCAAAAAUCCCUGGUUGCCCUGGAACAGGACCUUAUGAAAGCCAAGGAGGAGCUCCUGGACACCAACGAGUACUUCGAAGAGAUGUCUCGUGUGAAGAGCCAGGGAAAAGGCCUGAUGGGUGCGUCUCUGAGAAGACUUGUUUAUAAAGUCAGAGGGAGAAGGCUCCAGAAGAUUCAGGCGCAGAAGUACAUGCGGGUCAGCAAAGAUUUCGAUGCGCUGAUCCAAGUGGUGAUGGAGGACUGCAAAGAUGAUAUCAAUCUGACGGGCCUAGAGAACUGGCAGAGAGAGGUUAAGAGGCUGCGCAUGGCCUGCAGGGCCUGUACUGAGAGGAUCCCACCACCCGAGGUGUGUCGUUCCCCACCACAGGUCCAACCCUCUCAGGAAGAGGAGUCCUCCAUCCAGCGUGUUGAUCUAUCUGAGACAGAGAUCACUCAUGUGGUCCCCCGCAUUGAGGAUGCCAUUGAAUCCCCCCCUCUGACUCCUCCUACUCCCGAGGCCCUCCUCCCCAACCUGCAGCUUUCCCGGGCUUUGACUCCCCUCUACCGUGUCACCGUUGGAGUUGUGACUCCUACGUGGCCUGAGACUCCGCCUGCUGUGGGGUAUUUACCCCCCCCUCUUCUGGCACCAAUUGACCACUUGAGCACGGAUGUAAAGAAGCUGCUCCAAGGAGGACUGGACGGGCUCCAACAGGAUGCGAUGGAGGAGAAGAAGACUGGCAAAGGGGAGAAGAAGAAGGCCGGCAAAGGGAAGAAGACGGCCAAAACCCAGCGGCAUGUCAAACCACUGCUUGUGUUGGAAGCCACUAAUAAACAGCCAGAGGAAUACUCUGAAACCAAUGUGAAGGAGGAGAAAAAGAAAAAGAAGAAUGUGGGAAAGAGGUUUCUCCAGUGGCUGUCACGCAAACUCAUGUGCGGCUGUUGUUCAGAUGUUUAACAAACAUCUCUCUCUCACACACACACACAUUCACUCUCUCUUUCUCUCUCUCUCUCUU
Hypomesus transpacificus is the source of this 2133-nucleotide messenger RNA. RefSeq lists its product as uncharacterized. The transcript has 9 exons. The coding region runs from base 852 to 2075 and encodes 407 amino acids. The record is from RefSeq and is a predicted model, not a curated record. NCBI's taxonomy places the organism in Eukaryota, Metazoa, Chordata, Actinopteri, Osmeriformes, Osmeridae.